AUGACAACCAUCAGAGCAUUAGAAUUUUUUAGCGGGAUCGGAGGACUACAUUUUGGGUUCAAUGCGAGUGGUGCUAAAGGCGAGGUCUUGGAUAGCUUCGACAUGAAUCAGCAGGCUAAUGAUACAUAUCUAUUAAGUUUUGGCAAAAAACCUGUAUCGAGAGGAAUUGAUCGAUUAAUGGUCAAGGACAUUGAAAAAUAUAACGCAAAUUGCUGGCUAAUGAGUCCACCAUGUCAGCCGUACACACGGGGAGGAAAGUUACUUGAUGAUCAAGACAAUCGGGCGAAGCCUUUAUUACAUCUCUUGGAUCAGCUUGAAAGGAUGUCAUCACCACCAACGUAUGUUUUCCUAGAAAAUGUCAAGAACUUCGAGGUUUCCCGUUCCCGAGAAAGACUUGUCCGUCUACUUAAUAAAAUGGGCUAUGUUUUUCGAGAAUGUCUUUUAGCACCUUACAAUUUCGGAGUCCCUAACGAUCGGCUUCGCUACUUUUUGAUGGCCAGGCUACGUUCGAGCUUCAAACAAGACACAACAAUAGUUCCCACAGGCUCUAUCGCUAUUACUACUACCACUAUUACUACUACCACUACUGCUACUACUACUACUGCUGCUGCUGCUGCUACUUCUUCGUCUACCGCGCCCGAAUCUUUGGUAGGAGAUGUAUUUGAUCCAGAAAAGGAGUUAAUUUAUACAACGUGGCCAUUCCCAGCAUUUGUUGAGGAUCCGAAGACACCAGUACAGCAACACUCAUUCAAAUUGCCAGAGUUACGACAUUUCCUGGAUAAGGAUGAAACCCACGUGAAGGACUAUCUACUCUCUAAACAAUUGAUUCUUGAACGCCCAAACUUUCGUUUCGAUAUCCUUCGACCAUCGUCAAAUAGAUCGUCUUGCUUCACAAAGGCUUAUGGAGGCCAUCAUGUGGCUAGCGGUGGUGGUCUUUUGCAAACACUUAAAAUGGAACAGGAGGAUUAUGACUUUGGCAAUUCCGAAUCGAUUGCGGAACUCGGUCUCCGGUUCUUUUCUCCAACAGAGGUAGCACGACUACACGUCUUUCCUUUAAAAGAAGAGCAUGAGUACGGGCUAGAUGGCGAUAGCAACAGCAACAGUAACAACCAUAACAAAACCAACGGCAGCAGCACUUCUGAAAAUGAUAAAGAUGCAGAUUCUAUACAAACAACACAAGUACACCCAAACUCACAGCAAACUGUGACGACCGUCCGACCAUUCGAUCCUCAACUGGCACGUAAACCCGAGGGACCAUUUUUACAGUUUCCACACAAGUUGAAAGCGUUACAACGGUAUAAACUGCUCGGGAAUAGCCUGAAUGUCUGGGUGGUGGCCGAGUUACUUCGAGGCAUCCUUUUCGCAGACCAUCCAGGGACUCCUCUGCCAGUAUAUCGUACUAGUGAUGAAAGCAGUAAACCACUUGAAAGUACUUCCAAGCACAGCAUCGAUAAGCAUUCAGAGUCAAUAGAGUCCGAGCAAAACACUGUCGAGGACGAAGCCAGAAAUCCCAAACGACUUAAAACUCAAACAGCCUGAAGACCAACAAAAAUUCACGUAGAAAGUCAAGACAACAUUCAUAAUUCUUUUUUAACUUUUAAUGGUAAAAUUACAAGUGGUAGUUUAUUAAUAAAGAUGGAGG
This is a messenger RNA of Lobosporangium transversale, 1642 nucleotides long. RefSeq names its product S-adenosyl-L-methionine-dependent methyltransferase. NCBI's taxonomy places the organism in Eukaryota, Fungi, Mortierellomycota, Mortierellomycetes, Mortierellales, Mortierellaceae. Gene Ontology annotation, molecular function: methyltransferase activity. The record is from RefSeq and is a predicted model, not a curated record. Bases 1 to 1539 code for a protein of 512 amino acids. The transcript is spliced from 7 exons.